Truncatella angustata is the source of this 663-nucleotide messenger RNA. RefSeq lists its product as uncharacterized. Bases 1 to 663 code for a protein of 220 amino acids. The transcript has a single exon. The record is from RefSeq and is a predicted model, not a curated record. NCBI's taxonomy places the organism in Eukaryota, Fungi, Ascomycota, Sordariomycetes, Amphisphaeriales, Sporocadaceae.
AUGGAUAGUAACGACGCCAUCAUUUCGUACACAUUUGAGGACGGCUGUCAUGCCGACGCCCCGCCGACGUUUCUGACACUGCCGGUUGAGCUGAGAUUGGAGAUAUACGCCUAUCUUCUGCGCCUGGUCGAGCCUUGCAAAGGUUUCACCCCUUCUGAGAAACCUCGAGUACACCCACAGAUUCUCUCCGCCUGCCGGCAAACGCACUUCGAGGCACAUCCCAUGCUCUAUCGCCUCAACGCAUUCUUGGCACACCCGUCUCUCUUGACUUCCUUCCCUAGGCUACGCCAGAAGUAUUCGCCUGUCGCAUCGUCCACAAUGGCAUCCCUCAUCCGGUCCUUCAAGCUGAGAGUCAGACUGGAUGCCGGGCCUGGAUUCACGCGCGAGGCUGCAACUGAGGCGUUCAGCGGGCUGGAUGAAGUUGAGAUUGAGGUGUGGCAGGCGGCGUAUCGCGGAGCUGGUAGGGACGUGCUUGAGCUGUUCGAGGAUAUCAGAGGAGUAAGGAAAGCAAGGAUCACUGGCAGCACGAGUGGCUUCGAAGAAUAUGCUGCGUGGCUAGAGAAGUCAAUGAUGAGUCCAUCAGGACAGCAGCUUGGCAGAAAAUAUACUGGCGAGACGGGUGAUGUGAGCAUGGUGAGUUUGUUCUGGAAGGGGACGGUGUAA